Aspergillus versicolor CBS 583.65 is the source of this 2921-nucleotide messenger RNA. RefSeq names its product non-ribosomal peptide synthetase. Lineage: Eukaryota; Fungi; Ascomycota; Eurotiomycetes; Eurotiales; Aspergillaceae. The coding region runs from base 1 to 2910 and encodes 969 amino acids. The transcript has 3 exons. Gene Ontology annotation, biological process: secondary metabolic process; biosynthetic process. The record is from RefSeq and is a predicted model, not a curated record. Gene Ontology annotation, molecular function: CoA-ligase activity.
AUGGCAACUGCCAUUUCUCAAACUGUUCACGGGAUUGAGGCGAGCUCGUCCAAGCUGCCAGAGACGAGCGUCAUCAUCCCCGAGGACGUUCGAGAACAAUGCGACGACCAUCAAAGCUCCGCGCAAAACCUGAGUCAGUUACUGGCCAAAGCAUCGACAACCAAGCGUGGAUUGACAUUCUAUACCGAUGGCAAGGAAGGCCUGCAAGCGUGCCGCGAGUCAUACGCCGACCUCCAAGAAGAUGCAAUGCACAAGGCCGCCAUACUGUCCAUAAUUGCGACACCUUCAACGGGGUCAAUAAUACUACUCCAUUUCGAUACUCAGCACGAGUCCAUUCAGUGGUUCUGGGCCGCUACGUUGCUUGGCCUUCUGCCAGCCCUUUCAACCCCGUUUGUGCACGACACAGCGCAACGGAGAAAACAUAUACUCCACCUCCAUGAGCUUCUAGACAAGCCAAUCAUUUUGACACCAGAAAGACUUGUUGCCGAGUUCCUUGAUAUAGCCGAGCUUCGCCUUCACUCAGUACAGUCCUUGGGCCAAGAUACAGCGCCUAAUGGUGGCCCAGCAUGUACAUUGCCUAUGAGGGGAAUAGAAAAGGAUGUAGAUGAGGCGGCGGUACUCAUGCUGACGUCUGGGAGUACAGGAAGCGCAAAGGCGGUUCCUCUCCGGCACAGGCAGCUCUUGAAUGCCAUACAGGGAAAGAGCUCCCACCAUGGAACGGAUACAAGUGAUGUCUUUCUUAACUGGGUGGGCAUGGACCACGUUGCGAGCAUGUGUGAGGUCCAUUUACACGCAUUGGGCCUGGGUAGUGAACAGGUCCAUAUUCCUGCUUCUGUGCUGUUGAGGGAUCCUCUCCAGUUCAUCCGGCUACUAGACACGCAUCGGGUCUCUUAUACUUUCGCUCCUAAUUUCUUUCUCACCCAGGUCCGAGAUGCUCUCCUCACACAAGGGUCGGACAUCAAAGUGGAUCUGUCUUGCCUGAAAAGAAUCAUCUCCGGUGGAGAGGCAAAUCCGGUCACCACCUGUGACACCAUUACGCGUGAACUGCGGCGGCUCGGGAUGCGUAACGGCGUAGUCAGUCCUGGGUUUGGAAUGACCGAGACGUGUGCCGGCGCGAUCUAUUCAAAAGUGUGCCCGUCGUAUGAUCUUGCUCGUGGGCAUGAAUUCGCAUGCUUGGGUGCCUGCAUACCUGGGAUGGAAAUGCGAGUAGCUCGUCUUGAUGGUGAGGGCGAACUGGCCGCUUCUGGCGAAGUCGGUGCACUGCAGCUCUCCGGGCCGGUUUUAUUCAGCGGAUACUUCAACAAUUCAACAGCUACAGAAGCUUCUUUUUCCAAGGACGGGUGGUUUAUUACUGGUGACUUGGGCUGGCUGGAUGACAAUGGCAAUCUGAACCUGGCCGGCAGGGUGAAGGACACUGUUAAUAUCAACGGAGUAAAAUGGAAUGUGACGGAGAUCGAGGCUGCAAUUGAAGAAGCAGCUAUUCCAGGUCUUGUUACUUCCUGCACGGUAGUAUUUUCCUGUCGGGAUCCGGGCUCUCCCACAGAGGAAGUUGCAGUUGUCUACUGCCCUACAUUCGCUGUUGACGACUUGAAGGCACGAGCUGAAACGGAUAAUGCUGUUUCCAAAGUUAUCACCCUUCUUACAGGAAGAAAGCCGGGGCAUUCGAUCCCACUUUUCGAGAAUACCCCGGAAAAAUCAUCAUUGGGGAAGAUAUCAAGAGCGAAAGUACGCGAUGCGUUCAAUAAUGGUGAUUACUCCGCCAUGGAGGAGCACCACCGUCAAGCUUUACGCGAAUAUCAGCAGGCUGUGUGGCGGCCAAUCACGACUGAAACUGAGAAGAAAAUACGGACUAUACUGGUGGGACUGCUUGACGUUCCCGCCGAAGACAUUGGUGUUGAUACAUCGAUCUUUGAUCUGGGCAUAAACUCCUUUAAUCUGAUUCUUCUCCGGGCCAUGAUCGAGGAUAUUGCGGACAGCCCGGUUGAGCUUCCGAUCUCUAUUCUCAUGACAAGGCCAUCGGUUGGUAGUAUCGCCGCCUCAGUGGACCAACUUUUAUCUGAGCCACAGGAAUACAACCCCAUUAUCCCGCUGCAAACAAAGGGAUCUCAAACUCCCCUGUUCCUCAUUCAUCCCGGCAGCGGUGAUAUCCUUGUUUUCAUCGCGCUGGCAACACAUUUCCCGAACCGACCAGUCUACGCUCUCCGUACUCGCGGAUACAACGCGAAUGAGACCGUGUUUUCCACCAUGGAGGAAGCAGUCGAGACCUAUGUUGCCCAUAUCCGAAGGACACAACCACACGGUCCCUAUGCCGUGGCGGGGUAUUCAUUAGGCUCAACGCUUGCGUUUGAAGUGGGCAAGCUGUUAGAGGCACAGGGGCAGGAGGUUCGCUUCCUAGCUAGCAUCGACUACCCCCCGCACAUUUCUCAGUAUGUUAGCGGCCUGAAUUGGUUUGAUGUACUGCUUCAUAUAUCAUUUUUCCUUGAGUUGAUUGACCAGGAGACCAUGGACCGUGCGACCACCUACCUACACACGCACACCAUAUCGCGCAAGGAUGCCCUGGAGUACGUCUUGUCAAUCAGCGACAGAGAGCGAGUUCGUGCGCUAGCACUUACUCCCCGCCUUUUGAACAAGAUAAGUGAUAUUGGAGAAAACUUUAGAUUACAGGGGGAGACAUACGAGCCUGUCGGGAAUGUUGAGCACCUGGAUGUGUUUGUGGCCGAUCCGCCACGCUAUGCGGCAGUCGACAGACGAGACUGGGUGGAGAACAAGUUGGGCAGAUGGAAGGAUUUUGUGAGAUCCGAUAUUGAAUUUUAUGAAUGCCCAGGAAUUCACGCGAGGAUGUUGAACCCGGAAGUGGUGCCUGGGUUUAUGAAGAGCUUCAACUUGGCGAUGAAGCGCAGAGGGGUAUAGAUUGCCGUUCA